AUAACCAUUUUGGCACUUUCAUCUGAUCCCUUCCUUUAAUCCUUACCCACUUUCAAUUCACUUUCAUCUUUUUUUUUUUUCCCUAUUUCAUAUCUUAAUUUAACACUUUCUCUCUCCUAUUUUUUCUCUCUAUUCUUCACAUUUGCAGAAAAAUGAAGUGAGAGAAGUUUUAUUGCUUUAUCUCACAUCAAGCAAUCUUCAAUGGCGUCGAAAAACUCAGAGAGAGUUGAGUUAGCGAAGCUAUGCAGUUCGCGGAACUGGUCCAAAGCUAUUCGCAUUCUUGAUUCUCUUCUUGCUCGUUCUUCUACUAUUCAAGACCUUUGCAAUCGAGCGUUCUGUUAUGGUCAAUUGGAGCUUCAUAAACAUGUGAUUAAGGAUUGCGAUCGUGCGCUUGAACUUGAUCCUUGCCUUCUUCAAGCUUACGUUUUCAAAGGGCAUGCAUAUUCUGCAUUGGGAAGGAAAAAUGAUGCUGUGUUAGUUUGGAAGCAAGGUUAUGACCUUGCCCUUAAUCAGUCAGCAGACUUGAAACAAUUGUUAGAAUUGGAAGACUUGCUUGUAAAGGAAAAUGCAAAUGAAAAUGUCAAUCAAGAAGAGCAUACUAAUGGGUCAUCUGCACCAUUAAUAGUCUCAGAAGGACAUAGUAUAUGUGAAACUGAAACUGCAAAGGAGGCCAAUAAGUUGAGGGAUGACUCUGAAACCAGCAAUGAAUCUGACCAUAUGUCUGAGGUCCAGAGCAAAUUGCUUAAUGAAUCUCAUCUGCAGAAUGGGUCAGUGGAGAAAAAGAAGGAAACUAAGAAAUUCGAAAGCAAACCAAAUGGUACUUAUAAGAAAUUGAGCAGUGAGUUAGAAUCACUCAAUAAACCAAGUGAGGAGCUACGCAGUAAAGUUAGCACAUCUAAGGCUUCCAACAAGCUCAAGAGUAAGAAUUCUGAAGAAUUUGAGUGGAGUGGUGCUGUGAAGAAGAACCAGAAAGUUUGUGUUGCUCGGAUUUCAAAAACAAAAUCUAUAAGCUUAGACUUCCGGUUAUCGAGAGGGAUAGCAGAGGUUAAUGAGGGAAGAUACACGUAUGCAAUAUCAAUAUUUGACCAGAUACUGAAAGAGGAUCCAAAUUAUCCAGAGGCAUUAAUUGGAAGAGGGACAGCAUAUGCUUUCCAACGAGAACUUGAUGCAGCAAUUGCUGAUUUUACCAAGGCUAUAGAAACAAACCCAUCUGCUGGUGAGGCAUGGAAACGUAGAGGGCAAGCUCGAGCUGCUUUAGGAGAUUCUGCUGGGGCUAUUGAUGACUUGUCCAAGGCACUGGAGUUUGAGCCUAAUUCUGCCGAUAUACUGCAUGAAAGGGGUAUUGUUAAUUUCAAGUUCAAGGAUUUUGGUGCAGCUGUUAAAGACCUUUCUACUUGUGUUAAGAUUGAUAAGGAAAAUAAGUCUGCAUAUACGUAUUUGGGCCUGUCCUUGUCAUCAAUUGGUGAGUACAAGAGAGCAGAGGAGUCACAUAUGAAAGCACUCCAAUUUGACCAUGAUUUCCUGGAGGCUUGGACUCAUCUAACCCAGCUUUAUCAAGAUUUGGCAAAUACAACAAAAGCUUUUGACUGCCUCAAACGAGCUCUAGAAAUUGAUGGGCGGUAUGCAAAAGCUUAUUACCUGCGUGGACUCCUUCAUCAUGGAAUGGGAGACCACAGAAAUUCUAUCAAGGAUUUAUCCAUGGCGCUCAGUCUUGAGAGCUCUAACGUGGAGUGCCUGUAUUUAAGGGCUUCCUGUCACCAUGCCUUAGGACAGUUCAAAGAAGCGGUCAAAGACUAUGAUGCUGCUUUAGAUUUGGAAUUAGACUCUAUGGAGAAGUUUGUGCUUCAGUGCCUUGCUUUUUACCAGAAGGAAAUUGCUCUCUAUACAGCAUCAAAAAUUAACAGUGAGUUUUGCUGGUUCGACAUUGAUGGUGACAUUGAUCCCCUCUUUAAGGAGUACUGGUGCAAAAGAUUGCACCCCAAGGAUGUAUGUGAAAAGGUCUAUAGGCAACCAACAUUGAGGGACUCCCUGAAAAAGGGUAAGCUCAGAAAGCAAGAGUUUUCUAUGACAAAGCAGAAGACUGCUCUUAUUAUUGCUGCAGAUUCCGUUGGACAAAGGAUCCAAUACAACUCUGCAGGAUUCUUGCCCAAUAGGCGUCAGCAUCGUAUGGCGGGAUUGGCUGCAAUUGAGAUAGCCCAAAAAGUUUCAAGGGCCUGGCGAGCUUUGCUAGCAGAAUUGAAGAAUACUGGUAAAGGUACCGGAAGAAAUGGCAGGAGAGCUCGGAGAAAAGAAGCUGUAAAUAUGCCCAGUCAAAAUAGAGGUGGUCCUGGUUGUAGUACAAGUAGCUCGCCAGAUACUUCAACUGCAUAUGGCAAUUUGGAAGAUAGACCAUCUGCUCGAGCUAUGAUGUCUUGGCAAGAUGUGUACUCCUUGGCUGUAAAGUGGAGACAAAUUUCAGAACCUUGUGAUCCUGUUGUAUGGAUUAACAAGUUAAGUGAAGAGUUCAAUGCUGGUUUUGGGUCUCAUACUCCACUUAUACUAGGACAAGCAAGAGUUGUCCGCUAUUUCCCUAACUUUCACAGAACUUUAAAUGCUGCCAAGGCUGCAAUAAAGGAAAAGAAGUAUGCAUGCAGCAAAGCUGAUGUUGUUAUUAACUUAUCUGAUGAUGGCAAGUUGCAAGAUAUUAUGCGUGCUGAUUCCUGCUCUGAUCUACAUAAAACUGUUGGUGAAGACUUCUGGGUAUCUACUUGGUGCAACAGUAUGGCAAUUGAGGGAAAGCAAUUGGAGGGGACAAGAAUCACCCUGUUGAAAACGGGAGAACGCGGAUUUGAUUUUGCAAUAAGAACACCUUGUACACCUGCUAGGUGGAACGAGUUCGAUACUGAAAUGGCAAUGGCAUGGGAGGCUCUGUGCAAUGCUUAUUGUGGGGAGGCUUACGGGUCUACCGAUUUCAACGCCCUUGAAAAUGUCAGAGAUGCAAUUUUAAGGAUUGCUUACUACUGGUAUAAUUUCAUGCCACUAUCCAGGGGCUCUGCUGUGGUUGGAUUCGUAGUUCUACUUGGAUUAUGUCUUGCAGCAAAUAUGGAGUUCUCAGGUAGCAUCCCAGAAGGCAUGCAGAUUGACUGGGAAGCUAUCCUUACUUUUGAUCCAGAUUCCUUUGUGGAGUCUGUAAAGAAAUGGUUGUAUCCCAGUCUUAAAGUGACAACAUCUUGGAAAGACUACCCAGAUGUUGCAUCGACCUUUUCAACUACUGGAUCUGUCGUAGCAGCUCUCAGCUCUUACAAUAACUGAAAUCUUCUCAUGUCCAAACAGUGAUAUUGCUGUUGGUGACGUGAUGUUUAAUUGUUGAUCGGUGUCAGCUGCUGUGGCAUGGAACCUUACGGCGGAAAGAAGAGCCGUAGUUUAAAGUUAAUGUGAAGCACACAAUCAUUGCUAACCUGAUGAUUUUAACUGUUGUAUGUUGUAUAUUAGUUUUUCUUAUUUUGACAUGUUCUGUCAAUCACACCAUUUUCCUCACUAAAUUUCAUAUCUAUUCUUUAGGGAUAGUUUGUCCAAUAAUAUAAGCUUUGUAUAGGAAAAAUAAGUUUCCUUUGUUCCUUAGAUUAAAUUUGUGUUGUAAACAAUAAAAAUAUCUUUUCUUCUUUUUGAGUGGGAAAAAUACAAUUAUCUGACA
Beta vulgaris subsp. vulgaris (sugar beet) is the source of this 3673-nucleotide messenger RNA. Its product is annotated as suppressor of RPS4-RLD 1. Gene Ontology annotation, biological process: negative regulation of DNA-templated transcription. The transcript has 24 exons. NCBI's taxonomy places the organism in Eukaryota, Viridiplantae, Streptophyta, Magnoliopsida, Caryophyllales, Amaranthaceae. Gene Ontology annotation, molecular function: protein binding. The record is from RefSeq and is a predicted model, not a curated record. Bases 202 to 3291 code for a protein of 1029 amino acids.